Molecule: messenger RNA, 5626 nt
Organism: Clupea harengus (Atlantic herring)
Lineage: Eukaryota; Metazoa; Chordata; Actinopteri; Clupeiformes; Clupeidae
Gene: paplna
Product: papilin a, proteoglycan-like sulfated glycoprotein
Biological process (GO): extracellular matrix organization; proteolysis
Cellular component (GO): extracellular matrix
Molecular function (GO): metalloendopeptidase activity; serine-type endopeptidase inhibitor activity
Source: RefSeq, a predicted model, not a curated record
ACAGUUCAGUGACCAUUUGAAUGUCAUGUUAUAGUGUGUGAACUGCUGUGACAUGGAAAUUAUAAUAACUGUGCUCAUUUGUAAUUGAGGGUCCUAUUUCCAGAAAGUCCUUCGUUUGUAAUCAACACAAAGUAUCAUCUAAUCUUUAUUUAUAAGGUAUGGUGAACUCCCAACUCAUCAACCUCUCAUUACAACCUAUGCCUAGUUUUUUUUUUUAAAUGACUGACGCUACAACCGAGGGAAAAGGCGACAAAUUGAAAAUCUCGUGCGCAACCCGUAGACGUACAGACACAAACGGACAUGUUCAUUAACAGUUAUUUUUACGGUCUGAAAUUAUAGACUCUAGAAAAUGUCUCCAUAUUUCAGUCAUCGCCACAGUAUAAUUGCGUUGAACACGCCGUGAUUCGUCAACUUACGCAGAGGAGGCUCAACACUAAACGUUGUCUCCAACCCAUGUCAUUUUUCUCUGGAGGCGUGGGAGAGAAAAUCGACUUGACAUCGACCCUUGCUUGUCAGAAGCAAAUGGACAUCUGACUGAACAUACGAUUUCACUCAAAGGUAGCUUUAUCCGUUGUGUGUGGAGAGACGACCCACCUUACAAAAUUGUGACCAACUGCCUUUACUGCGCAAAACGGACCAGGUGCAUAGAGGAAGAGAGAACAUAGCUCUGCAAGCGGGUGAACAAUGAAGAUGGUGUUAGCUCUGGCUGCUCUGCAGCUGCUUCUUACUCCAGUUCUUCUGACCCCGAGUGGGGACUACUGGGGAGAGUGGACGGCCUUCGGUGCAUGCAGCCGCACCUGUGGCGGAGGAGUCAUGGUGAGAGACAGGAAGUGCAUCACUCACAGGACUGAUGGCGGAAACAACUGUGUUGGCCCAGCAAAGUCCUACCGCAUGUGUAACGUUAAGGAUUGCCCUGAGGGGUCUAGGGACUUCAGAGAGGAGCAGUGUGCCCAGUUUGAUGGCACAGAGUUCCAGGGGAAACUCUACAAGUGGAUGCCAUACUAUGGAGCUGAGAAUCCAUGUGAGCUGAACUGUAUUCCGAGAGGAGAGAACUUCUUCUUCCGCCACCGGUCAGCGGCAGUGGAUGGCACUCAGUGCCACCCGGGCAGGAAAGAUAUCUGUGUGGAGGGCGUUUGUAAGCGUCUGGGCUGUGACAACAGGCUGGAGUCCGUUCAGCAGGAGGACCCAUGCCUGCAGUGCGGAGGGAACGGACAGUCCUGCUACCUGGUCAGGAACACCUUCUCACAGAGGGACCUAACCACAGGCUACAACAGGAUGUUCACCAUCCCUGCUGGAGCUACCACCAUUCGCAUUCGAGAGACUGUGGCCUCUCGUAACUACUUGGCUAUCAAGAACCUCCAUGGCGAGUACUACCUGAACGGCCACUGGGUUAUUGAGUUCUCCCGUGCCACCCCUAUUGCUGGCACCAUGCUGUAUUAUCAGAGGGGAGCCGAGGGCGACAUGGCUCCCGAGACCAUCAUUGGCCGUGGACCCACCACUGAGCCACUUGUUGUGGAGAUUAUCAGCCAGGAGCCCAACCAGGGGAUAGAGUAUGAAUACUACCUGCCCCAUGGCCGCUCUAGGGAGGGAUAUUACUGGAGCCAUGGGUCAUGGUCUCCCUGUAGCAGAGACUGUGGAACAGGAUACCAGAGCCGUCAUGUCUUCUGUGCCAUUGACACAGAGGUGUACUCUGACCACCUGUGCUCUGCCCUGCCUCGUCCUUCAAGCAACCGUACUUGUAACACACAGCAGUGCCCACAAGUCCGCAGCUGGAAGCUGGGCGAGUGGAACCAGUGCUCGGUGACGUGCGGCGGGGGUUCUCAGGUGCGCUCGGUGGAGUGCAUUUCCCACGAUGCAUCAGGCUCCCGCGUGGUGGAGGAUGCCCAGUGCGAGUCCUAUGCCCAGCGCCCCCUCAGCCAGCAGAACUGCAACGCACAGCAGUGUGCUGAGUACACAGCAUCAGCCUGGAGCCAGUGCUCAGUGACAUGUGGACUUGGCGAGCAGACACGUGAGGUGGUGUGUGUGGGCACUGGUGGGGUGCGGCUCGGGGACCAAGCCUGCAGGGCCCUCCUGAAGCCCCCCCACGUCCAGUCCUGUCAAAUGCCAGCCUGCCCACAGCACGUGCGCUGGCACGUUGGAGACUGGGGCCUUUGCUCUAAGAGCUGUGGCUCGGGGCUGCGUGAGCGGCAGGUGAUCUGCUCCGACAGUCAGAGGAACCUGUAUGGGGUGGAGCAGUGCAGCGCCCGUCCUAAACCUCUCACUGUGGAGAACUGCAACAGGCAGCCCUGCUACAGCCCUCAGGAGGUUCCAAGCAUGCAGGAUCCCAGAGGGCAUGACAACACAAUACACGGAUUCCAGCCCCACGUUCCACAGGAUCCUUCAGUCAUCAGGCUUGAUGCAGUUGCUCCCACAAACACAGUCCUUGACCCCCAUGGCUCAGCCAUCGCUCGGCACUGCAGUCAGAUGCAGUACGGCUGCUGCCCAGACGGACGCACCUCAGCCAGGGGCCCCAGAGGCCAGGGCUGCUCCCAGGAGCCAUCCUGCCUCGACAGCCGGUAUGGCUGCUGUCGUGAUGGAGUGACUGAUGCUCAGGGCCUCAACAGAGAGGGCUGUGCCGAGUACACCCCUUCUCCCCCUACAGCUGCUACCCCAACUCCCACAUACACAGACUGCAAGAAAUCCAGAUAUGGUUGCUGCUUUGAUGGUGUCAAUCAGGCUGGAGGUCUCUAUGGGGAUGGCUGUCCCAACCCCCCCACCAGCACUGUGCGUUCAGCCACAUGCUUCCUGCCUCAAUCGGUGGGUCCAUGCGCUGAGUGGACGGCACGAUACUAUUAUGACAACGACCAAGGCCGCUGUGUCCACUUCUGGUACGGUGGCUGCCACGGCAACAGUAACAAGUUCCUGACGCGCCAGGAGUGCCAGAGCUACUGCCAGUCAGAGACGACGCGCCCGAGCGGCGGCAGCGGAGGGAGCGGCGGGCGUACGCGGGACAUGAGCCACGUGUUCACCGUCCCCACAGGCAGCUCAGGAGGCGCCGGCGCGGGCUCCAGUUCCUCCAACGUCCCCAACCGCUUCGGUUCCAGCGCUGCCUCCAGCGCCUCCCGUGCCCGCGUCCAUCUGCGUCCCCGCCGGCCAGCCCCCUCUCGCUCCCCCACCUACCCCGACACCCACGCCCAGCAUAUGAUGCCCGCCGCCAGCUGGACAGAUGUGGGUGUGAGUAUUGAGAAGUCGGACCCCUCUACAGUGGAGGGUCUGGUGGGGCAGCAGGUGGUGUUGCCCUGCAGGGUCACCCCACCCCCCUCCUCCACUGUAGUGGUUGAGUGGAGACGAGACGGCACACCCAUAACUCCUUCCAGGCAUCUCCAGCAGCCCAACGGCUCCCUCCUGGUGGGCCCUCUCACCGUAGGAGACUCGGGUUGGUUGCUGUGCCUAGCGACGCGGGACCGCGAGCGAGACCACCGCUACGUCUACCUGUCUGUCUCAGAACCAGCCCAGACCAACAAGGACCCACUGGUGCGCCUCGAGGGAGCGGACAAGCCAGAGACGGAAGAGGCCUACCAGCCAUUUCCCAGGUUCAGCAUUGAUCACUCUGAGUCCUCUCUGGUGGAGUCUCGGGCAGGACAGACAGCCAGACUGAUGUGCAGAAUCAAUCCUGCCUCUGCCAUCCCCACUGUCACCCUGCAAUGGACCAAAGCAGGCCAACCACUCAGCACUAUCAGGCAUUCCCAGCACUCAGACGGGACUCUGGUCAUCAGUCAGCUGACGGCCGAAGACUCGGGGGUCUACACUUGCUCUGCCUCCACCAAUCAGCAGCUGGAACAGCGGCACAUCCAGCUCAGAGUGCUGGGUGACCCGAAAAUCACCACAGCUCCCAACAAUGUGCAAGUGGUCCAGGGCAGUACAUCCCAGCUCCCGUGUGUGGUGACAGGAGACAAUGUCAACAUAGGCUGGUCUAGGAAUGGUGUUCCUGUGAGGCCCGAUGGAGGACAUAUUCAGGUGUCCUCUGAUGGCACUCUGGUCCUCAACAAUGUGCAGCCAUCCGAUGAGGGUACCUACACCUGUAACGCGUACACAGGCACCUUCUCCGUCAGCGCCACCGCUGAGGUGCGGGUCAUCAAGUCGUUGCAUGAUCGUAACGGGGGCCCACCCAUCCCUGCUGACUGUGUGGACCAGCCAGAGUUGGCCAACUGUAAACUGAUAGUCUACGCUCGCCUGUGCUCCAGCCAGUACUACUCUAGCUUCUGCUGCUCUAGCUGCGCCCGCUACAACCAAGGGCUGGACACGUUUGGGCAGAAAGGGAAGGGAGGAGGCUGGCAGGGCACCAAGCCACUGAAUCCCCAAGACUGAGAUGGACUUCCCUAUCCUCCAGACACUCCACCCCAUGAGCCUCAGUGCAUGGGGAGCUACACUACACUGCUUUGCACAUGUAAAAAGGGAUCUCUCCACACCUUUUGUACAAUCGAAGUUGCCGAGUCACUGCAUAUGAUAUUUAUCUUGUAAAAAUACUGUUUCCUUUUUUGAAACACUCAUUCCUUUUUCAGAGAAUGUUUGCUUUUUUGUUGUUGUUGUUGUUGUUCAGGGAAAUCUGUUUGUCUAGUGAAAUUUGCCUGGUGCUUUUUGUGGGAAGUCAUGGUAUGAAAGUUCACUGAAAAUAGAUUAUGUUUUUACACUGUUUUUGGUGAAUGUGUGAGUCUACUUAGGGAAGAUAUUUUCCUAGAAGAUAUAGGGAAGAUAUUUUCUUAGAUUGACCGUCUUGGUUUGUUUAUAUGAAUGAUGAAUGUGCACCAGAUUCACUGGAUUUCGACCCCAAAGGUUAAACAUGGGAAAAAAGAGCUUGAGGUACUCUCUUAGUGAUGUACUUAAACCCACUGCAUAACAAUCUAAGGAUUCGUCCCUGUAAUUAGUUGUAUAAUUUGGUGAAGCCAACAGAUUGCACCCAUGUCCAUAUCCUCAUCUUACAUUUCAUAAUGACAUUGUAUACAAGCAUAAACUUAGUACUGAGGAAGGGUGUUGGUGAUUUGAGAUGUGUCUAUAACCAAGAACUACUUUUGAAGAAGCAAACACUUAGUGAAUCUUUGGUUUGUGUGCUGACAUUUUGUAACGUGCUAAUAUUUUUGAAGAUGCUUCUUUAUACUACUAAGGCACUGCAACACAAAAAUGCAAAGUUUUCUGAUAAAAUUUGGAUUUGCAUUUGCUGACUAAAUGUCAGACUGAUGGCCUAAAUCUCGUCAUUGUAUUUGAUCAUAAACAGAAAACAAUGCUGCCAUCUACUGUUCUUUACAUCCGACAGCCUUUCGGGUGCGGCCCCAAAGGUUUCUGUUGAAACCAAAACUGUGCAGAUUUCAAGAAAUGCCUCAGCUUCUUCUGCUAAACUGCCCAUAGACAAGCUAAGAGAUGAUCAGUGGCAUCAUACAUACCUGUUGGUGCAAAGAUGCUGGGCUGUAUGCCAUGUAGUGGUGUUGACCCCUACAGAGGAUUUUGACCUGAGGGGUCUGUAGAAAAUCAAUAAUAGACAUUUGACAUUUAUCUAUGUAAACAUUUUUCAACUGAUGUCGCAAGGGCAUUUUUAUGUUUUGAUAUUCUUUUUAUGUAAAAUGAAAACCAUAAACAUUAUUUUCCAUAAAAA